AUGGCUCAGGGCGACUCGGCAAGGGUGCAGGAAGCCCAAAAGCUGGCGAAAUCGAACCCUCGUGAAGCGGAGCAGGCCUACAAAGAGAUCCUGUCGAAACCGCCAUCUGCGACGUCUGAUGCCGCCAUCAAGGAGUACGAAUCGGCGUUGAUAAGCUUGGGCGAGCUGUACCGGGAUGAGAAGCAAAAGACGGCAAAGCUUGUCCGCCAGCUCCUUGACCUGUUCGAUGCCAUCCCCAACACCACCGACACACAGAUCGCCGUCACCAAGUCAUGUAUAGAGUGGGCGACCUCCGAGCGCCGGAGCUUCCUGCGCCAGAACCUCGAGACCCGUCUCGUCACCCUCCUCAUGGCCAAGCAGUCCUACUACGACGCCCUCACCCUCAUCAACGGCCUGCUGCGCGAGCUCAAGCGUCUCGACGACAAGCUUGUCCUCGUCGAGGUCCAGCUUCUCGAGUCGCGCGUCUACCACGCCCUCGGCAACAUUCCCAAAGCCCGCGCCGCCCUGACGAGCGCCCGAACGAGCGCCGCCUCCGUCUACACGCCACCCCUGCUGCAGGCCAACCUCGACAUGCAGAGCGGCAUGCUCCACGCCGAGGACAAGGACUUCAACACGGCCUUCUCCUACUUCAUCGAGGCCCUCGACGGCUACCACACGCAGGACGAGCCCGUCAAGGCCACCGCCGCCCUGCAGUACAUGCUGCUCUGCAAGAUCAUGCUCAACCUCGCCGACGACGUCAACAACCUCAUGGCCUCGAAGCAGGCCCAGAAGUACGCCGGCCAGAACCUCGAGGCCAUGAAGGCCAUUGCGCGCGCGCACUCGAACCGCUCCCUCGAGGAGUACGAGCGCGCCCUGACCUCGUACCGCUACGAGCUCGGCUCCGACGCCUUCAUCCGCAACCACCUGCGCCGUCUCUACGACGCCAUGCUCGAGCAGAACCUCAUCAAGGUCAUCGAGCCCUUCUCCCGCGUCGAGAUUGACCACAUUGCCAAGAUGGUCGGCCUCGACACCCAGCAGGUCGAGCGCAAGCUCUCCCAGAUGAUCCUCGACAAGGUCAUCAUUGGCGUGCUCGACCAGGGCGCCGGCUGCCUCAUCAUCUUUGAUGAGACGCACCGUGACGAGUCGUACGACCACGCCCUGGCGACGAUUGAGAAGCUCGGCGGUGUGGUGGACGUGCUCUACACGAACCAGGCCUCGCAGCUGGAGUAG
Verticillium alfalfae VaMs.102 is the source of this 1209-nucleotide messenger RNA. Its product is annotated as 26S proteasome non-ATPase regulatory subunit 11. Bases 1 to 1209 code for a protein of 402 amino acids. The transcript is spliced from 3 exons. NCBI's taxonomy places the organism in Eukaryota, Fungi, Ascomycota, Sordariomycetes, Glomerellales, Plectosphaerellaceae. The record is from RefSeq and is a predicted model, not a curated record. Gene Ontology annotation, biological process: ubiquitin-dependent protein catabolic process. Gene Ontology annotation, molecular function: structural molecule activity. Gene Ontology annotation, cellular component: proteasome regulatory particle, lid subcomplex.